Molecule: messenger RNA, 312 nt
Organism: Trichoderma asperellum CBS 433.97
Lineage: Eukaryota; Fungi; Ascomycota; Sordariomycetes; Hypocreales; Hypocreaceae
Source: RefSeq, a predicted model, not a curated record
AUGAGUGGCACAACCUCGCCCAGCAAUAAGGGCCCAGCGUUUGCGCCGCCGCAGCUCUCCGCAGGCUGGAUCGCGCAGUGGGAUGGCGCCAGCAGGAAAUACUCCUACAUUCAGCUGUCUACUGGCGUAUCGCAAUGGGAGAUCCCCACCCAAGCCCCUGAGCUGAUUACGCACCCUGACGGCUUGCAGACGGUCAAGCGUGUAGACGGAAUGAUAGAGCCCAUUUUGCCAGAUGGCAUGGACGGACCUAACAGGGACCGAGGACUUGGUAGCAUGGCUGUCAAUGCCCUCCUCAGUGCUAAGAACGGCUAG